AUGGAUCCACAAAGAAAAACAGCAGCUGGUCCAAUGGCUCCCACCAGUGUAAAAACAGCACAGGAUGUAAACAAGGAUAUAGCGGCUGGUUUCAUUGAUGGCACAAUAAGGAUAUUUGAUUGCAAUUCUGGUGAUUGCACACAUACGCUUGUAGACGAUGAAUGUCGAGUAUAUCCCGGUCCAGUAACGGCUCUAAAGCACAGACCAACUAGUAAAUCACAUCCUAUAACGAACACUCUGUUAUCUUCCUAUGUUAAUGGAUGCAUAAAAUGUUGGAAAUAUAAAUAUGAGCAAUGUUUGUACACAAUAAGAGAGAAACGACAAACAUUGGGCCUGUGCUAUCAUCCACGACAUCCAAAAUUUGUUACUUUUGGUGAUGACGCCAAACUCAAUAUGUAUGACGAAGAAGCACAAACGCAAGAACGCGCUUUUUAUUCUAGUCAGCGGAAAAAUAUAAGAGAUGGUCAUACAUCAAGAAUAUUCGCCUGCGUUUUCAAUCCUAAAUCACAUCAUGAGUUUAUUUCGGGCGGUUGGGAUGAUACCGUUAUAUGUUGGGAUGAUAGACAACCUUAUGCAACACGCUUUUUCUCCGGUGUACACAUGUGCGGAGAAGGCCUAGACUUUGAUAAACCUGGCAAGCAGAUUCUUACAUGUUCUUGGCAAGAAAAAGAUAACAUACAAAUUUGGGACUAUGGGUCAUGUAAACUUAUGGAGACCAUUGUACCAGAUAUUUACCAGUCUAAACUGUAUUGUGGAAAAUUUGUCCCAAAAACUAAUUUAAUUAUAUGUGGUGGCUCUGAUCCUAAUAUUUUACGUGUAAUUGAUAUCAAUAUGAAAAUUACUGAAUGUUCAAUACGUAAUAACCCAGGCGAUGUAUACGGCUUCGACUUCGGAACAAUAAGAAGAAAAGCGACUAAAGUAUUAGAUACAUAUGAAAAAGUCAAAGAAAUAGGGGAUUCUCCUCGAGUUGUUUUUGUUACUGGGAAGAGACUUCAGACUGUAGAUUUUGGC
This is a messenger RNA of Brenthis ino (lesser marbled fritillary), 1011 nucleotides long. The record is from the annotation of a GenBank genome assembly. Lineage: Eukaryota; Metazoa; Arthropoda; Insecta; Lepidoptera; Nymphalidae.